Radiomyces spectabilis is the source of this 495-nucleotide messenger RNA. RefSeq lists its product as uncharacterized. The record is from RefSeq and is a predicted model, not a curated record. Bases 1 to 495 code for a protein of 164 amino acids. NCBI's taxonomy places the organism in Eukaryota, Fungi, Mucoromycota, Mucoromycetes, Mucorales, Radiomycetaceae. The transcript has 2 exons.
AUGCCCGUCAUCAACAUUCCCGAAACCGAAUUUGCUCACAAUGCCUUUUUCUCACUUUACCGACCAUUGCUCGGAUUAUCCUCAGACGAUGAAAAACCCUUCUUUCACAAUCAGAACCAGGACGGCAUGAUGGGCGACGAGCAGGAUGAUGAAGAAGCAUUUGCUCAAUACAUGAUGGAUUUACGACCAUUCGAACCACCAUCGUCUAGUGAUGCCGUCAAUGAGACAUACCAUGUCCAGCAGGAUCAGCGACCAACGAUAUCCUUUAGUAUAGAAGAGGAGCCCAUUAUUCCUAUGGAAAAUUCGUUACCCAUGUAUCAUAUGCCCGACGGUGACGAUAUCAUUGAUUACUUGACGGAUGUCCAAGAGAAAAUGAAAGCCCAGCAUGCGCAGGAAGAAAAUUCAAUGGGAAGGAAAAGAAACCAUGGAAACCACUCACGGAAAAAGAACGCGACCGGACCUAAAGUAGACUCGUCGUCAAAAUCAGAAGAGUAA